This is a messenger RNA of Symbiodinium sp. CCMP2456, 671 nucleotides long. The record is from the annotation of a GenBank genome assembly. NCBI's taxonomy places the organism in Eukaryota, Dinophyceae, Suessiales, Symbiodiniaceae.
GAGUGCACAGAUGCUUGAGCUCCCCGUGCCCUUUGCGGUGUACGAGGAUAUGAUCGGAGCAGUGUUGGGUACCGCCAGGGCGCUGCAGCUCGGGUCGCCGUCGCAAGCAGCGGGGGCCCUCCUCUUGGGCUGCCCUGGAUCUGGCAGGAAGACCUGUGCGAAGCUGGGUGUAGACUUGGCGAAAACGAAGCUCAAAGAGCCAACCGCUGAGGAUUCUACAGGCCUGCGCGAAGAGCUCGCCUCCCUGCACGGCACCAUCCGAAGUCGUCUGGGCUCCCACACAUUUGGGCCACUCACGGAGGACCACCUCCUACACGGAGACUGCGAAACUAUCCUGGAGGAUAUUGACAACAUCCUUCGUCAAGCAACGCGCUUUGAGGCAAAGAAAGCACCUCGCAAAGCCGCCCGGCGCGGUGGGAUUGUCCGAUCCAACUCCACAGUGGAAGGUGGCAAGGCGGUCGAGGAAGGUCUGAGCGACGACUUCCCUGAUGGUGCCAGUCUCGCCUUUUUGAUGAUCCUGUCGCCAACCUUGGCCGCGAAUUGGUUCCGAAGACAGCUGCGCAAGUAUCCGGGACUUGCCUCGGGCAUGGACGUAGUGUGGCUUCAGCCGUGGGGCCAAGAGGCCUACCUUGAGGUGGCGAAGCAAGUGCUCCUGCCGGAAGUGCUGGCAG